Nicotiana tabacum (common tobacco) is the source of this 1111-nucleotide messenger RNA. The record is from RefSeq and is a predicted model, not a curated record. NCBI's taxonomy places the organism in Eukaryota, Viridiplantae, Streptophyta, Magnoliopsida, Solanales, Solanaceae.
UCAAGAAAAAAACCUUUGCAGCAUCCUCGUAUCUUGAUUGAUUAGGAGUUGAUGUGUCCACUGAAAAUCUCAUCACAAAAAUAAGAAUCUCAGAGACGAAAAUUGUAUUAACAAAAGAAAAAAAAUGGCGUAUUCAUCAUCUUCAGUUCGAGCAUUUAGUUCAUUGCUCUACAGAUUCUCAAAUGGGGUUUUUCUUAAACCCCACCAUUCUUGCACUCUCAAAAGUGCUUUAUUAUUAAGUGGGAAAAUUUCUUCUUCUUCAUGUUAUUCAUCUUCUGACAAAUGGGUCUUGCCUUUGGAACUUCAAUCUUGCAAUUCAGUCAGAAAGAUUUGGACUUUUUCUCCUCUCUGUAUGGGCAGACGCUCCAGCAAAAUUGCUGGCAGAAAGACUGCCCAGGAUCUUAAGAAGGCAAAGUUGUACUCAAAAAUUGGGAAGGAAGUUGUUUCUGCGGUUAAGAAAGGUGGUCCCAGUCCAAUAUCUAAUACAGCUCUCGCUGCUCUGAUCGAGAAAGUUAAGGAGCUUGAUAUACCCAAAGACAUUGUUGAGCGCAAUAUAAAAAGAGCUUCAGAAAAGGGACAGGAAGCAUUUAUGGAGAAGAUCUAUGAGGUAUAUGGUUAUGGUGGAGUUGGUAUCAUCGUUGAGGUCUUAACAGAUAAAGUAAACAGGUCAGUGGCAGCAGUUCGAGAGGUGGUGAAGGACUNUAUAACAUUUAAUUCGUCUAAUUUAGUAGCUCUUGCUACACUGCUGGUGCUGUUGCUGAACAACACCAGCUGCACCGAUCAGCAUUUUGCCUCUUUGAAUCUGCUUCCGGUUCAUCUGUCUCCAUUUUCCCUUCUCACUAUUUCUUUAGCCGUUGCUUCUCUGAUUGUUGCUUUGCUAUCUGAAAUUCAAUUGUUAACAGUCGAUAUUUCUGCUUGUUGUAGUUAUUACUUUGGUUUUCGGCUGCAGGUAGAUGAUGAGGCUAUGGACUUGAACAAAGAACUCAUGUCCAAAUUACUUGAACUUGAUGAUGUUGAUGCUGUGUAUACGGAACAAAAGUAUUAGCUUAUUUUGCCACUUAACAGUGGCUGCGCCUAACAACUGGUUGUUGAGGCUGUUGCAGAGUGGUAG